This is a messenger RNA of Ogataea philodendri, 552 nucleotides long. RefSeq lists its product as uncharacterized. The record is from RefSeq and is a predicted model, not a curated record. NCBI's taxonomy places the organism in Eukaryota, Fungi, Ascomycota, Pichiomycetes, Pichiales, Pichiaceae. The transcript has 2 exons. Bases 1 to 552 code for a protein of 183 amino acids.
AUGAGUGAAAGUGGUCGAUUCUCCGUCAUCAAAGAACAUGUCUGCAAACUUGAUCAUCUCGACAAGUCCAACACGCAUGACGGCGGACUUGGCGUUGUCUCCCCAUCCGAGUCCUUCAACGAAACCGGCAAUCAUGGCGACAACGUUUUUCAGGGCUCCACUCAGAGACACACCGGCAACGUCACUCACCACUCUCACAUGGAAGAACUGGUGGGGAAUGUUGAAGAUGAUGAUAUCUGCAUCAGAACAGGCAUCCACAACAUCCGGAACGGCAACGACGUUCUCUGGGAGCUUAAUUCCUGGGAGGUACUUCACAUUUUCAUGCUCAGUGUUAAUGAUCUCGGUCAGUUUGCGACCCUCCACCUCUUCUUCGAAAACCCACAUUUUCACGGUUUGGUGGAACUCCUCAGGUCUCUCAGCGGCAUUUUCAGCAACAACCUUGGCAAUCGUAGAUCCCCAAUUACCAGAUCCCACGACAGUGGUACGGAAUGGCUUGUAUUCAGAGCCGGAUCUUUGGCGCUUAGCAGCCAGCUGGUUGUUCACGUUAUCUAA